AUGAUAAUCUCGGUUACAACUGAAUCGGGGAGCGUGGCUGCGUGUGAUGGUGGCGGUCGGGUAGGCCAUGCUGUCAGGCUGCGCGGGAUAGGCGCGGGCCGGGCAUGGCGGGCUCCUGCUCGACACUGCGGUGCGGGCGUCCGCGGCGCGCGCUGCACGCCACUGACCCGCGCACCGCCCGCGCCUGCCGCCGCCGCCGAUGCGCGCGCACGCCCGCACCGCGCUGACAGGCCGCACAACGCCGCCGAGCCUUCGGCCUCCGGCCUGCAGCCGCGUGCACCGGCACCACACCGCACACCGCCCACGCACCACAACACACACUACUUACCUAUCGAUUGUAUGCUUUGA
Messenger RNA from Arctia plantaginis, 348 nucleotides. The record is from the annotation of a GenBank genome assembly. NCBI's taxonomy places the organism in Eukaryota, Metazoa, Arthropoda, Insecta, Lepidoptera, Erebidae.